GUCUGUCUUUACCUCUCGUGGAUUGGUCAGAAACGUAAAGGGGUGGGCAAGCCGAAACUUCAGAACCUUGGAUCUCAGUUAUGAUUGGACAUGUAUUCGGCACUUGGAAAACGGGGUGUCGUUCACAGCUCAUACAGAAUGCCUGGAUCAGCCCCAGCCAACGGCGAGGCCACGUGGCCCAAAGAUGUGGGUGUCAUCGCCCUGGAGAUCUACUUCCCCUCACAGUACGUGGACCAGGCCGAGCUGGAGCAGUUUGACGGCGUGUCCGCUGGUAAAUACACGGUGGGCCUGGGCCAGGCGCGAAUGGGCUUCUGCUCGGACCGCGAGGACAUCAACUCCCUCUGCCUGACGGUGGUCCAGCGGCUGAUGCAAAGGAAUGGCCUCUCCUACGACCAGGUGGGCCGUCUGGAGGUGGGCACGGAGACCAUCAUCGACAAGUCCAAGUCGGUGAAGACGGUUGUGAUGCAGCUUUUCGAGGAGUCGGGCAACGCGGACGUGGAGGGGAUUGACACGACCAACGCUUGCUAUGGGGGCACCGCCGCCCUCUUCAACGCCGUCAACUGGGUGGAGUCCAGCUCCUGGGACGGUCGUUAUGCCCUGGUGGUGGCAGGAGACAUUGCAGUUUAUGCCACAGGAAGUGCCCGGCCAACAGGGGGCGCCGGUGCGAUAGCCAUGUUGGUAGGGCCCAACGCCCCACUGGCUUUUGACAGAGGUGUGAGGGGUACACACAUGCAGCACGCCUACGACUUCUACAAGCCAGAUAUGGCGUCAGAGUAUCCUGUGGUGGACGGAAAGCUCUCUAUCGAGUGCUACCUCAGCGCGUUAGAUCGCUGUUACUCUGUCUAUCGCAACAAGAUCCACGCACAGUGGCAAAGAGAGGGUGUGGACAAGCGUUUCAGCCUGGAGGACUUUGGCUACAUGGUGUUCCACUCUCCCUACUGCAAGCUGGUGCAGAAGUCCUUAGCCCGUCUGGUGCUCAACGACUUCCUCAGCCACCCCAGCCCCAACACAGAGACUGGACCAUUCAGUGGCCUGGAGGCUUUCAGGGAGGUGAAGCCGGAGGAGACCUACUUCAACAGGGAUGUGGAGAAGGCCUUCAUGAAGGCCAGCACGGAGAUGUUUGACCAGAAGACCAAGGCCUCCCUCCUCGUCUCCAACCAGAACGGCAACAUGUACACCCCCUCCGUCUACGGCUGCCUUGCUUCUGUUAUCGCACAACACACACCUCAGCACCUGGCAGGCCAGAGAAUCGGCCUGUUCUCCUACGGCUCAGGGUUUGCCGCCACACUCUACUCCCUCCGAGUCUCCCAGGACGCCACGCCUGGCUCUGGAUUGGAUAAGCUCUGUGCCAGCCUGUGUGACCUCAAGGCCAGACUGGACUCUAGGAGGAAGGUGUCACCUGCCAUGUUCGCAGACAACAUGCAGCUGAGGGAAGAUACUCACCACCUAGCACCUUACGUGCCCCAGGGUUCUGUGGAGGAGCUGUUCCCUGGGACGUGGUACCUGACCCGGGUGGACGAGAAGCACCGCCGGGAGUACGCCAGACGCUCCCUGAAUGACGACCUGCCCCUGGAGGCUGGCCUGGUCAACUCCACCACAGCCACUGAGCAGCACAUCCCAAGCCCAGUGAAGAAGAUGCCCCGCCUUCCCGCCUCCACAGCUGGUCCCGAGGCGGUCACCGUUAGCAACGGGGAUCAUUAAGCUAAGCUUACCUCUGUGAGGUACAGGUAGACAUGGAGGACGACCAACAAAGGACAUCGGAAACACAAUUGUAAUGCUAGCAGAGAGGACCCCCGUGCACCAUCUUCUCAGAUAUGUUUUCUAACUUAUUGCCGAAUGCUGCGUAACACUAAGCUAUUUAACUAUCACAUCAUGCAUUUAUCUUCAACCAUCAUUGCUCUCAAAUAUGUAACGGGGAGUAAUAUUAUAUGAAAUGUGCAUGUUCCAUUGGAGGCAUGGAAAGGAAAGGUGUUUAUCAAGGUAGCAGACAUUCCUGGAACUAAAGUCCUCAAGAUUCCACAUAAUUCAGGGUGAAAAUGUUGAUCCGAUUUCGGCUAUUAAGAUUAUUUUACAUAAGUUUGCAUUUCCCUUUUUCAAAAAGAAUAAAAGAAAGUAUUUAUAGCCCAACAA
This is a messenger RNA of Coregonus clupeaformis (lake whitefish), 2130 nucleotides long. RefSeq names its product 3-hydroxy-3-methylglutaryl-CoA synthase 1 (soluble) (gene hmgcs1). Lineage: Eukaryota; Metazoa; Chordata; Actinopteri; Salmoniformes; Salmonidae. The record is from RefSeq and is a predicted model, not a curated record. Gene Ontology annotation, biological process: acetyl-CoA metabolic process. The transcript is spliced from 10 exons. Bases 91 to 1701 code for a protein of 536 amino acids. Gene Ontology annotation, molecular function: hydroxymethylglutaryl-CoA synthase activity.